CUCAGGGAAUAAAAUCAAAAUAAGAAGGAUUGGCAAAUGAGAAUUGUUUGCUAGUUAUUGAGUGCGAUAAUUUAAUGUAACAAGCAGGAUAAAAUUACUCAACAGUGUAAUAUGUACGUGUAUAUUAGAUUGUGAUAUAUACGAUUUGUUAUCCUUGUCAUGGCAACGAAGAUGGGCAUAUAACGAGUCCGAAGUUGCAUUGACGUUUAGUAUCGGGAAGACAAUGCAGUAGCUUUCAUCGAAUUUAUAAAGAGGAUAUUCCGGCUUAAUCAUGAAAUUUCGUCGCGAGAACGUGUUUUUGAUACAGUCUAAACAAAGCAGCGGUGAAGACAAAGAAAAGAUAAUAAAUUUGCGUCUUACGUACAAUUAAUAACGAAGCGGAUGAUAAGAUCAAGAUGCUUAAAAAGAAGAAAGGCGGUAGCGAGAAGGUGCGGAAGAAGUGUUUGAACGAGAGAGAAACGGUGUCUUACGAACAGCAGAUCCUAGACUACAAUAGGCAGUUGUCACGAUUACGCAGUCGGAAUGAAGAACUGGAAAACGAGGUGAAAGCCAUCACGAAGAAAUUCGAGCAGCUGAAGGAGGACCGAUCCGACAUCGUGGCGCAUUUGAAGCGCAAUUUGGAGGAGAAGACGGAAGAGGCGCGAGAGUUGAAUGAGCGUUUGUCAGCUUUAGAAGAAUUGAGGAAGCAGGAGCUGGCUGAAUGCAAAGAGAAAGAGAGCGCAAUGGAGUUCGAAUACCGCACCAUGGAAAACACUUUAAGUGCCGAAGUGAAACUCGCCGCUGGCAAGCUGAACGCAUUGGAAGACUGGAGAUUAGCUCGUUUGGACCUGAUGAAUAAAUUCGAAGUACAGGAGAAACGAAUUGCGGAACAAGAGGAAGCGCACAAGACGGCGCUCUAUGAAACUGAGAAAUCUGUUAUCAUCACGAAGGCUAAAAUGCAGAAGGAGAUGGAGGAACGCUUGAAGCAACUUGCUCAGGAGUUCAAGAAAGCGACGAACAUCCGCAUAGCGGAUAUGAUGCAUAACGUGAUCAGGAGGAAUAUCACGCUCAAUCACGAGCUGAACACGAUGAUGAAAGUUUGCCAAGACUUGGAGACGCAGAGCGCGGAAUGCCAAAGCAACGACCGUAUGCUUAGGUUGCAGUGUGAGUUAUUCGAGGCGGAGGCGAAAAUCGCGCUGAGCGAUGCCAUGAGACAGAAGCACGCGACGCACAAACUCGCGCACGAGCACAUAGAUCUGUUCCUCGAAUACGGUCGAUUGCAGCGAGAGAACGCGCGUUUCAGUAAUUACGAACGAAUAAUGAACGAGUAUAAGACGAUAUGCGCAACGUCGAAGGAGAAGGUGAAGGAUCUCGAACUGCGCUUGCAGGAAAUGAAGAAAGCCCGGGAAGACGUCUUAGUGGAAGUGCGAGAGAAAUGCGCCGAAUUUGAUAGACUGAACGUCACCUUGAACGAAGCCAAACGUUGUGUGCUGGAGACUUUACAGUUGCAGAAACAGGAUAUUCGUACGAGUGAUAUCUGUACUUCAUGUUGCGCCGAUCAAAAACAAAAGAUUAUUCAUUCAUUGCAAGAUAUCCUGGAGAAAAGCAGUAUUUCCAAUAUGGAACACAAUGAUUCACAGGUGGAUGAAGAUGAAUUUUAACAACGGAAUGUGACAAGAAGAAGCACACAAAGAAUUCCCAAUCGAGCUUCAAGCGAAAGAAAAAGCUUGCACACAUUCGCGGAAAGAAAUAUCGGCUCGUUCCUUGAUCGAUACGCAUUGCACGCGUAAUAAACGAUGAGCCCAAUUGCGGUUGCGAUCCGCGUCAGAAAACUUUACAUAUGUAGUCAGUACGUUCGUAAAUUGAUCACACGAUAAAAUGCCAAUCUGGCUUUGCGUAUGCGCAAAACGGAGAGCGCGCAUCGCAUCAUCUGUUUCGGGGAAUCUCAAAAAUCUUCUUUAUUCCCGAUUA
Molecule: messenger RNA, 1950 nt
Organism: Harpegnathos saltator (Jerdon's jumping ant)
Lineage: Eukaryota; Metazoa; Arthropoda; Insecta; Hymenoptera; Formicidae
Product: cilia- and flagella-associated protein 157
Exons: 6
Coding region: 396-1640 (414 amino acids)
Cellular component (GO): cilium; ciliary basal body
Molecular function (GO): microtubule binding
Source: RefSeq, a predicted model, not a curated record